This is a messenger RNA of Dermacentor silvarum, 2099 nucleotides long. RefSeq names its product ADP-ribosylation factor 6 (gene Arf51F). NCBI's taxonomy places the organism in Eukaryota, Metazoa, Arthropoda, Arachnida, Ixodida, Ixodidae. The coding region runs from base 176 to 703 and encodes 175 amino acids. Gene Ontology annotation, biological process: vesicle-mediated transport; intracellular protein transport. The transcript is spliced from 5 exons. The record is from RefSeq and is a predicted model, not a curated record. Gene Ontology annotation, molecular function: GTPase activity; GTP binding. Gene Ontology annotation, cellular component: cytoplasm.
AACUUGUUCCUUUUCCCGUGGUGGCGAUCGAGGUCGCGGAGAAUAUGGCAGGAGUUCCUUAAAGUACAAAUUACCAAUGAGUUGAUAUGCGUCUAUUAGUUUGACGCGGUUAUUUGUUCGGGCCCCCCUUUUAUUGGAAGACGCCGCGUAACGCGGCCCGUGGCCGGCGGCAGACAUGGGGAAGCUCCUGUCCAAAAUUUUCGGGAACAAGGAAAUGAGGAUCCUCAUGUUGGGCCUCGACGCCGCCGGGAAGACCACCAUCCUGUACAAGUUGAAGCUGGGACAGUCGGUCACCACCAUUCCCACGGUGGGUUUCAACGUGGAGACCGUCACCUACAAGAAUGUCAAAUUCAAUGUCUGGGAUGUUGGCGGCCAGGACAAGAUUCGUCCCCUGUGGCGGCACUACUACACGGGCACGCAGGGACUAAUCUUCGUGGUGGACUGCGCCGACCGGGACCGCAUCGAUGAGGCGCGGCAGGAGCUGCACAAGAUCAUCAACGACCGCGAGAUGCGCGACGCCAUCAUCUUGGUCUUUGCCAACAAGCAGGACCUGCCCGACGCAAUGAAGCCGCACGAGAUCCAGGAGAAGCUCGGGCUGACGAGGAUCCGCGACCGGAACUGGUACGUGCAGCCGGCGUGUGCCACAACGGGCGACGGACUCUUCGAAGGUCUCACGUGGCUCACCUCAAACCACAAGUCCUGAGGCCAGCCCCUCGCGGACAGCUUGGAAAAAAAAAAAAAAAUCCCGCCGCGUUGCUGCCGCCAGCGUCGCCAUCGCCGCCACCACCGCCAUCACCACCGGUGCGGGGCCAGGCAGGGGGACGCCCGCGCGACAACCAGGCUGGCUCUGCCGGAGGGGGGCAGGCUGCCCAGGGUUCACUCUGACCCCCCUCCCGUCAUCCGCGCCGCCUGCGAUCCAGCCACGACGACGGCCUCUUCUGUUUUGCCAGUGCCGCUUUCAUUUUGAUUAUUUCUUUGCUCCUUGUUCUGCGUACUGCCACUGUAAAAUACAGUCGUCGGAAGAGCGGGCGGGGUCUCCCCUCUUUGCCGUUGGAGGGGUUCGGAGAUGCCUGCGCCGGUACUUUUUUCCCGAGAAGUUGCCUUGCCCCCUCUGUUGUUUUUUUCUCUCGUUUCUUCCUUUUAGCUGUAAUAUAUAUGUGUGCAAGUGCUGUUGAGACAGUGAUGCUGCGACGGUGGACGCUCGUGUGUAUGUAUCUAUCUCUCUCCUUCAUCGGUGGAGGAUGGGGGGUUGCCUGCUAGGGGCCACUUUGCUUUUAGAAAUGUUCGGGGCACGUGCGGGCUCUGCAGCAGACUUUCGGGGAAGGGAAGGGGAGGCAAGAAUGAUUAAAAAAAAAAAGUUUAGCACACUCUUUUUUCUCUCUCUGUUAGACGGUGUGCUUGUUUUCGAGGGAGUCUCACACACACAUAUAUGCAUUCACCGCAAUUCCUCACUCCUCGCAAAGUUGGAACACGACACGUGAGCACCGGGACACGGAAACGGGGAAACAGCGAUGGAAGAAACGCCGUAGCAAAUGGCGUUUCCGCCGCGGGAAACGACGGGACGAAGUGCUCUUAUGGCCUGGGUGGGAGGGGGCGUCAAGUUUCCGAGAACGGUGCGGGCCGGAGCUCAAGUAAGGGGUGCCGUCGUGUCCGACGCGAACCUAUCCCCCCCCCCCUCCCUUUCCCUCUCCGGACCCUCUUCUACCUCCUCUCUGGACACGGGCCUCCUCGUGCAGGCAGGGCAGGGGGUACCGGUUCCGUUUGUGCCUUUUGGGUGCGCCGUGCGACGCAGCAGAGCUCUCUCUUCGUCGUGUGCGGACUGCGAGGGAUUCCGCAGAGAAAGGGGGGGGCCGACCCCGGCGGAGGUACAGCGAGCGAGCAGACUGCUUUCUUCUUCCCUCCCCCGCAUUAGUCGCGGAGGAUGGGGGAGGUGUGGGGUGUCCCCCCUCAUCCUUGUGUCACCAAGUUCUUUUGUGUCACACCUGACCCCCACUACCAGGUUUUUUAGCAAAUGGGCUACCUUUUUUGUUUUUGUAUAUUGUUGGGUUGUACAUAUCAGUUUUCACCAGCGGGCAAAUAAAACUUUGUUCCCGAGCUUC